Messenger RNA from Zychaea mexicana, 1877 nucleotides. RefSeq lists its product as uncharacterized. The transcript has 3 exons. The coding region runs from base 110 to 1504 and encodes 464 amino acids. The record is from RefSeq and is a predicted model, not a curated record. NCBI's taxonomy places the organism in Eukaryota, Fungi, Mucoromycota, Mucoromycetes, Mucorales, Lichtheimiaceae.
UGCCCGUGUAUCGGUAAGUUUGUUACACGAACACACAGUGGGGUAAACAAUAACGAGACAGAUAUGCUUACUGUGAUGCUUGGUCAAUGCCAAUGCGGCUGCAAUGUAGAUGGAGCCGCUUUUCGAUCGCCUGCUAAAGAGAACGUUUCCCGACAGCGUCAGUGCGAUCGAGUACUGCCGUGGGCUUUGUGCUGAAUUUGGAUUUACUGUCAAACAAGAAGCCAGUGCAAACAGGAAUAUCUACGUUUACUGCUCAAGAGAAGGUCUGCCCGACUCGCAGCGCAACCCGAAGCCCUCGCCACAACGCAAACGCCCCUCCAAGCGCUGCGACUGUCGUUGGCGCGUCGUCCUCUCCGAAAACGAACACGACCUGUGGGAGUUCCGCAAAUCCAUGAACCCAAACGCGUCCGAACACAACCACGACAUGAUGUCGCCCGACGAGAUGGUCAAGGCUUGGCCCUCCGAGGUCACCGAUCUGAUCAUCCAGCUCGCCCGUCAACGCUUGCAGACACAUGAAAUUCGUGAGACUGUCAAACAGCACUUUCCCGACAUCACGUGGAACGAACGACGCUUUUACAAUCGCCUGACAGAGGAGCGCAAACGUAUCAAACAGCGCGGCGUCCUUGAUCGAUCGCAGCGCCUCUUGCUGCUUUCCGCUCGCCUGUGCUCCGUCGUCGCUUCCAACGAGGACUGGGCCUCGAGUGUCGAGCAGGAAAUGACUCGCUUGUUGGAGAGCUAUUGUCACCUGUCACGAUUGCCGCCAGAAGCUAAAACGACCUUGGCUGAUUUGCAGCCCGAAAUGAUACAAGCAGAAGGACCAUCUUCUCAGUCAGCAUCGUCGGCAUCUGCUGCUGCUGCUGCUGCUACUGCUACUACUGCUACUGCUACCAAACAGCAACAACAGGAAGAGAAUAAUAGCGCAUCGCCUGCAUCGUCUGCGGAUAUGAUGAUGACGGAUGAAGCUUCGCCCGCCAAGAAACGCAAGUCCGUGUCGGCAUCCACAGUAGUGACUCGACCACCAGACGCACCAAAGGGAACUCAGGUAGUGUAUGUGCCGAGCUACAUGCUGUUUGUCCGCAAUCAGCCCAUGCGAUCGUCCUCAGAACCUUCGUCGCAAGGCACGGCUAGUACGGCUGCAAGAAGGACGUUUUUGGGAUCACCGCCUGAUAUGCAUCAUCCCAUGGGCAACAUGUUUCCAUUAGCCUCGCCCACGUCGUCCUCCUCCUCAUCCACGUCAUCAAUGCCGUUCCCGCAACAGCAGCAGCAGCAGCAACAACAACAACAACAGCAGAGACACUAUGUUCGACGGUUCGAUCAACAACGUGUUUCAUCGCCAGGCAUGGUACAUGAUCAGCAACCUAUCAUGGCUUAUUCACAGCCGUCUGCAGCGCCACCGCCACCUGCUCCUCAGCAACAACAACAACAGCACCGCUGCAGCUGUUGCUGGUCCAUUUUCGCCAUACAGCAUGACUCCACAAUCAACGGAUAUUCAAUUUGGUUUUGAUGGCGGCAUGGCAGCAGCUGCGACAACACCCAACACUGCUUUUACGCCGAGUCAACAACAGCAACAUCAACAUCAACAUCAACCCACUCAGCAGCAGCAGCAGCAGCAGCGUUUGGAACGACCUGAGCCUACCCAUCCUCAUGAUGUUGCUUAUCAACAACAACAACAGCGAUCGUCUACUACCGAUAACUCUUCUUGGUCGCCAUCUAUCUUUAACUCGUACCCAAUUAAAGAAGAGCCCAUGACAGAUCAACGCGCCAUACUUUUACGUGAACAGCAACAACAGCAGCGAUUACCCCGCAGCAUGUCUCAACAAGGCUUCAUUCCUUCAUCCAUGCCAAUGAUGCGUCCUGGUGAAGAUCACCACCACCAC